AUGUUUUGCACGCUGAAGCGCUCCAAAGAAGCCGGCAUGGCAUACUCGGCAAAGGAGACCGAUCCUCCCUUUGCGAAGCCGAAAGGCCACUACGUUGCAGCGUGUACGAAUUGCAGAAAAAGCAAGGUAAAAUGCUCCGGCGAACCACUCGGGUGCCGACGGUGCGCGGGCAAAAAGCUGCAGUGCGGUUACCUCGCGGUCGGGGGACAUUCUGCGGGCUCUCCCACGCAGGACCAGUCUUUGCAAAGCGAACAAGACACAAGCCGCGACGCCAGUAAUGACGAAUUCUUUGUCGGAAGCAGUGAUGCUUCUGGCACGACUCACACUUUCCGAAGCCCCAGUCCGUCGAAAUCUGCCGCUGCAGGAUCUUUCUCUCUUCAAAAAGAUUACAGUGAAACUUUCUUGUCAACAUCCAACGACUUUUUUCUCCAUCACGGCUCGCAACUUUCCCCAACAGACAUCGUCGCUGUUGAAGCCGACUUUAGCAACUUCCUUAAUGAAAACAUACAACAGUUCACAGAGUACGAAGACGUAACGCAAUCGAACCAUCACCCGGCAAAUUGCUUCUUGCAGGCAUUGAAGGCAUUUGAAGCGACACAGGUGAACCUUGUCUGGGCUAGCGAUAGCCACUCCGCAGGUGCUGUCGAGAUUCUGAGCCAUUUGAAGCAGUCAGUCAAGGAUAGUGAAGCACUGCUCGAUUGCUACCUAUGUAUAGAAAACUCUGCAUACAUCAUGACGCUGAUAAGUAUGUGCAGCCGCAUGGCUGUGGUGCUGGAGGCCGUCUCUACCGAAUGCGAGGCCAAGCAGCGCGAUGCAGCGCUAGCAGCUAAGGCAAGACGGCCAAAACCGCUCGUUGACUAUGAUUGCGAUUGGAGAAUGAGAAAACAAUCACUGGAUGAAGAUGAUGAGCAUAUUAUCUUGACGAGUCUUCGCUCCUCAAGAACGAUUAAGGUGAAAGAACUAGUUAAUCGGGUCGAAACGCUAGUCAUGGCGCAAAGCUGGCCGGCUCACAGGGACAUGAUCAAAGAUAUCAGAGAUAAAUUGCACGCUCAAGUGGGUUGA
Molecule: messenger RNA, 1062 nt
Organism: Akanthomyces muscarius
Lineage: Eukaryota; Fungi; Ascomycota; Sordariomycetes; Hypocreales; Cordycipitaceae
Exons: 3
Coding region: 1-1062 (353 amino acids)
Biological process (GO): regulation of DNA-templated transcription
Molecular function (GO): DNA-binding transcription factor activity, RNA polymerase II-specific; zinc ion binding
Source: RefSeq, a predicted model, not a curated record